AUGGCCGUGCCAGGGAUCCGCUAUCAAGACAGCUCCCUCAUCCUCCCCUCGCUGACUCUCCUUAUGUUGCCUGUAAGGCCGGGGGAGGACGAGUCCACAGCGUUGUGGAUCAGUCUCCACGCCGGGGAAAAUGAGACACCGCCAAAGUUUUUAAGAACCCCCAAUGACCAAACGGGAGUCCAAGGCGGCGUGGCAUCGUUCAUAUGUCAGGCGACUGGGGAUCCCCGGCCCAAGAUCGUAUGGAACAAGAAGGGGAAGAGAGUGAGCAACCAGAGAUUUGAGGUGAUAGAGUUUGACGAUGGUUCAGGCUCAGUUCUGAGAAUCCAGCCUUUACGUACGCCACGGGACGAAGCCAUAUACGAAUGUGUGGCCUCCAACAGUGUUGGAGAGACGAGCGCCAGCACACGGCUGACUGUUUUACGUGAGGACCAGCUGCCCGCUGGGUUCCCCACCAUAGACAUGGGCCCUCAGCUCAAGGUGGUGGAGCGGACGCGCACCGCCACCAUGCUCUGCGCGGCCAGUGGCAACCCCGACCCAGACAUCACCUGGUUCAAGGACUUCCUGCCGGUCAACACGUCCAGCAACAACGGACGAAUCAAACAGCUCCGCUCAGAAUCCUUUGGUGGUACACCAAUAAGAGGAGCCCUCCAGAUCGAGCUGAGCGAGGAGUCGGACCAGGGGAAGUACGAGUGUGUGGCCACCAACAACGAUGGCACCCGCUACUCCGCCCCGGCUAACUUAUACGUCAGAGAGCUGCGAGAAGUGCGUCGGGUUCCCCCUCGCUUCUCCAUCCCUCCGACGGACAGCGAAAUAAUGCCGGGCGGCAGCGUCAACAUCACGUGCGUGGCGGUGGGCUCACCCAUGCCCUACGUCAAGUGGAUGCUGGGCUCUGAGGACCUGACCCCAGAGGACGACAUGCCCAUUGGCCGCAACGUGCUGGAGCUCACUGACGUGGUGCAGUCGGCCAACUACACCUGCGUCGCCAUGUCCACACUGGGCGUCAUCGAGGCCAUGGCUCAGAUCACUGUCAAAGCUCUACCCAAGCCUCCAGGGGUCCCCGUGGUAACUGAACGCACGGCGACCAGCAUCACCCUCACCUGGGACUCUGGCAACCCAGAGCCUGUCUCCUACUACAUCAUCCAGCACAAGUCCAAGAACUCCGAGGACCCUUACAAGGAGAUUGACGGCGUGGCCACCACCCGCUACAGCGUCGGCGGCCUCAGCCCAUACUCCGACUACGAGUUCCGCGUGGUGGCGGUCAACAACAUUGGCCGCGGGCCGUCCAGCGACGCCAUCGAAGCCAAGACGGCAGAGCAGGCGCCCAGCACGGCGCCACGGCAGGUCCGAGGCCGCAUGCUUAGCGGCACCACGGCCAUCAUCCAUUGGGACGAGCCCGAGGAGGCCAACGGUCAGAUCAUGGGCUACCGGGUCUACUACACCAGCGAGCCCACGCAUCAGGUCAACCAGUGGGAGAAGCAGAUAGUCCGGGCCUCCAACUUCCUCACCAUCCAAAAUCUGACACCAAACAAGACAUACUACAUCAAGGUGCUGGCCUACACGUCAGUGGGAGACGGACCACUGUCCUCUGACCUACAGAUUAUCACCAAGACAGGAGUUCCAUCCCAGCCGACGGACUUCAAGGCGGAGGCUAAGUCUGAGACAAGUGUCCUGCUGUCUUGGGUAGCGCCCUCUCAGAAUGGACAGGACAAUCAAAUUAUGGGAUAUGAGCUGCUGUACAGGAAGAAGGAUGAGAAAGAAGAGAAGCGGGUGAGCUUUGAGCCCACGACCACCUACCUGCUGAAGGACUUGAAGCCCUUCAGCACCUACACGUUCCAGUUAGCGGCUCGCAGCAAACACGGCGUGGGAGCCUACACCAAUGAGAUCUCAGCUGAGACGCCCCAGACACAACCCUCAGCUCCACCUCAGGAUGUCAAGUGCUCUAGCCAGAGUUCCACCAACAUUCUGGUAAGUUGGCGGCCACCCCCCAUGGAACUUCAAAACGGAAUCAUUACCAAGUACGCCAUCCAGUACGGCGCCACGGAGGGAGAAGACUUGGCCACAAGGCAAAUCUCGGACAUCCCCCCGGAAUCCACCCAGUACCUCUUGGAAAACUUGGAAAAAUGGACAGAGUACCGCGUGACCGUGACCGCCCACACUGACGUAGGGCAGGGCCCCGAAAGCUUGCCCCAACUCAUCCGAACAGAGGAGGAUGUGCCCAGUGGCCCCCCUCGCAAAGUUGAGGUGGAGCCCGUCAACUCCACGUCAAUAAAAGUGAUGUGGCGCUCACCAGUGUCCAACAGGCAGCACGGGCAGAUCCGCGGAUACCAGGUGCACUAUGUCAGGAUGCUAAAUGGGGAGGCCAUGGGACAGCCAAUUAUCAAGGACAUCCUGAUAGACGAUGCUCAGUGGGAAUAUGAUGAUUCCACCGAACAUGAGAUGGUCCUUGUUGACCUGCUGGCUGAGACCACAUACUCUGUCACCGUAGCUGCCUACACCACUAAGGGCGAUGGGGCCCGUAGUAAGCCCAAGCUGGUCACCACCAUGGGUGCAGUUCCCGAGCGCCCGCGCCUUAUGGUGAGUGCCACCAACAUGGGCACGGCCCUUCUCCAGUGGCACCCGCCGCCCAACACGCAUGGCACCCUCCUCGGCUAUCGCCUGCGCUUCGGCCGCAAGGACGUGGAGCCGCUGACCGUCAUCGAGUUCCCCGAGCGCGAGAACCAUUACACCACCAAGGAGAUCCACAAGGGCGCCUCGUACGUCUUCCGCCUGUCCGCCCGCAACAAGGUGGGCUUCGGGGAGGAGACGGUCAAGGAGAUCAGCACGUCCGAGGACGUGCCCAGCGGCUACCCGCAGUCCAUCGCCGCCGAGGCGGCCACCGCCACCACCAUCCAGGUGAGCUGGCGGCCAGUCCUGCUGGCCGAGCGCAACGGCGCCAUCGCGAGGUACGCACUGCAGUACAAGGACAUCAACAGCCCGCAGAGCCCGUCCGAGCUCUUCAUCAAGGCACCCGAGUCCACCGUCACGCUGGACGGCCUGCGCGCUGACACUACGUACGAUAUCAAAAUGUGUGCCUUCACCAGCAAGGGCCCUGGCCCGUAUAGCCCCAGUGUCCAGUUCAGAACACAGCCCGUCGAUCAAGCAGUGUUUGCAAAACACUUCCAUGUGAAAGCUGCCACGAAGACCUCGGUGCUGCUGACGUGGGACAUUCCCGACAACUACAACGCCGCUCAACCGUUCACCAUCCUCUACGACAAUGGCCAGAGCGUGGAAGUGGACGGCCGUCUCACCCAGAAGCUGAUCACCAACCUCCAGCCGGAGACCCAGUACUCCUUCCUGCUGACCAACCGUGGCAACAGCGCCGGCGGGCUGCAGCACCGCGUGACGGCCAUGACGGCGCCGGACAUCCUGCGCACCAAGCCCACGCUGGUGGGCAAGACCAACUCCGACGGCAUGGUCACCGUGCAGCUGCCCACGGUGCAGACCGCCGAGAAAGUCAGGGGCUACUACAUCGUGGUGGUGCCGCUGAAGAAACGCACAGGGAAGUUUGUGAGGCCUUGGGACAGCCCGGAUGAGAUGAACCUAGAGGAGCUGCUGAAUGAGAUCAACCGGACAAGCCGAGCGCUCCGUUUCCGGCGUCAGGUUGAGUCCAAGCCGUACAUCGCCGCCUACUUCAAGGACCUGCCCACAGAGUUCACACUGGGCAACGGCCAGAGCUACGGAGACUUCGAGAACAAGAAGCUGCACAAUGGACAGGAGUACAUCUUCUUUGUCUUAGCCGUGCUGGACAUCUCUGAAAACACCAUGUACUCGACCAGCCCGUACUCGGACCCUGUGGUGUCGGCGGACAUCGAUCCCCAGCCCAUCAUCGACGAGGAGGAGGGCCUGCUGUGGGUCGUGGGUCCCGUCCUCGCCGUGGUCUUCAUCAUCUGCAUCGUCAUCGCCAUCCUGCUCUAUAAGAGCAAACCAGACAGGAAACGUGCCGAGUCGGAGGCCAGGAAAGGAAGCCUGCCGCACAGCAAGGAGUUGCCCUCGCACCACCCCACUGACCCCGUGGAGCUGCGCCGGCUCAACUUCCAGACGCCAGGUUCAGGCGUGUGCGGUUAUCCCAGUAACCUCCAUUUGUCAAGCAUGGCUAAUCAUCCUCCCAUCCCCAUACUGGACCUGGCUGACCAUCUGGAGAGACUCAAAGCCAACGACAACCUCAAGUUCUCCCAGGAGUACGAGUCCAUUGAUCCUGGACAGCAGUUCACCUGGGAGCACUCCAACCUGGAAGUGAACAAGCCCAAGAACAGAUAUGCCAAUGUCAUCGCCUACGAUCACUCCAGAGUCUUACUCUCAGCUAUCGAUGGUAUACCAGGCAGUGAUUACAUCAAUGCCAACUACAUUGACGGCUACCGGAAGCAGAAUGCCUACAUCGCCACGCAGGGGUCGCUCCCGGAGACGUUCGGAGACUUCUGGAGGAUGAUCUGGGAACAGCGCAGUGCCAACAUCGUCAUGAUGACCAAGCUGGAGGAGAGGUCCAGGAUGCCUUCAUAUUUCUUCUCCAAGGUGAAAUGCGACCAGUACUGGCCAACCAGAGGGACGGAGACCUAUGGCCUUAUCCAAGUAACUCUGCUGGACACAGUGGAGCUGGCUACCUACUGCGUCAGGACCUUCGCCCUCUAUAAGAAUGGCUCGAGUGAAAAGCGGGAGGUGCGGCAGUUCCAGUUUACAGCCUGGCCUGACCACGGAGUGCCCGAGCACCCCACACCGUUCCUGGCCUUCCUGCGCAGGGUGAAAGCCUGCAAUCCUCCAGACGCUGGACCCAUGGUGGUACACUGCAGUGCGGGCGUUGGCCGUACGGGCUGCUUCAUCGUGAUCGACGCCAUGCUGGAGCGCAUCAAGCACGAGAAGACGGUGGACAUCUACGGGCACGUGACGCUGAUGCGCGCCCAGCGCAACUACAUGGUCCAGACGGAGGACCAGUACGUGUUCAUCCACGAUGCACUGCUGGAGGCCGUCACCUGCGGCAACACGGAGGUGCCCGCCCGCAACCUCUACACCUACAUCCAGAAGCUCACGCAGAUCGAGACGGGCGAGAACGUCUCCGGCAUGGAGCUCGAGUUCAAGCGCUUGGCCAACACCAAAGCCCACACCUCCCGAUUCAUCAGUGCCAAUCUGCCCUGCAACAAGUUCAAGAACCGCCUUGUCAACAUCAUGCCAUACGAGUCCACGCGAGUCAGUCUGCAGCCCAUCCGCGGGGUGGAGGGCUCCGACUACAUCAACGCCAGCUUCAUCGACGGAUACAGGCAACAGAAGGCCUACAUCGCCACGCAAGGCCCUCUGGCCGAGACCACCGAGGACUUCUGGAGAAUGCUGUGGGAGCACAACUCCACCAUCGUGGUCAUGCUGACCAAACUCCGAGAGAUGGGACGGGAAAAAUGCCAUCAGUAUUGGCCAGCGGAGAGGUCUGCCCGCUACCAAUACUUUGUGGUGGACCCUAUGGCCGAAUACAACAUGCCUCAGUACAUCCUGAGGGAGUUCAAAGUCACCGACGCCAGGGAUGGACAGUCGCGGACGGUACGUCAGUUCCAGUUCACCGACUGGCCCGAACAGGGAGUGCCAAAAUCGGGAGAGGGCUUCAUCGACUUCAUCGGCCAAGUGCACAAAACGAAAGAGCAGUUCGGCCAAGACGGACCCAUCUCGGUCCAUUGUAGUGCUGGCGUGGGCAGGACCGGUGUCUUCAUCACUCUCAGUAUAGUGUUGGAGCGGAUGAGGUACGAGGGCGUGGUGGACAUCUUCCAGACGGUGAAGAUGCUCAGGACGCAGAGACCUGCCAUGGUACAGACAGAGGAUCAGUAUCAGUUCUGCUAUCGAGCAGGCUUGGAGUACCUUGGGAGCUUUGAUCACUAUGCAACGUAAGAGUCUCGCUCCGGGUGGGCGGGGGCAAACCAGACAGGCCUUGUGAGGAGCCAGAGCGUCUCUACUGAGCCAUAACUCCCUGCUUGCGACAAGUACUUCUUUACUCAACUCCUAGGGUCAAGACUUACGUGUUGGGCGACGAACCCAAACCUAAAAAAAAAAGAUUAUUAAAUAAUUGAGGAUAGACAAUUCCAUGCGGACCAAGAUUAACCCCCUCACAACUCUCAGUAGAACCUCCACACUUCCCCCUACCAUCAAACCCUUCAUGUCCCCUGCCUAUUCCAACAAGAAAAUCCCCA
Alosa alosa (allis shad) is the source of this 6200-nucleotide messenger RNA. Its product is annotated as receptor-type tyrosine-protein phosphatase delta. Bases 1 to 5901 code for a protein of 1966 amino acids. NCBI's taxonomy places the organism in Eukaryota, Metazoa, Chordata, Actinopteri, Clupeiformes, Clupeidae. Gene Ontology annotation, molecular function: protein tyrosine phosphatase activity; protein binding. The transcript is spliced from 39 exons. The record is from RefSeq and is a predicted model, not a curated record. Gene Ontology annotation, biological process: protein dephosphorylation.